Messenger RNA from Tinamus guttatus (white-throated tinamou), 654 nucleotides. The record is from RefSeq and is a predicted model, not a curated record. Lineage: Eukaryota; Metazoa; Chordata; Aves; Tinamiformes; Tinamidae.
AUGAGAGUUUUCCAGGAACGAGGCCUUUUCUUCAGCUCGGCCUGGCUCAAUGAGAAGUUCGCCCCGGAGCUGCUGGAGAGCAAGCCCGAGAUCAUCGAGUGCGUGGUGGAGCAGCUGGACCACAUGGAGGCAAACUUGAAGCGGGCCAAGAAGGGAGACUUGAAGGUUAGCGUCCACCACAUGGAGAUUGAGAGGAUCCGUUAUGUGCUCAGCAGCUACCUGAGGUGUCGGCUUGUGAAGAUUGAGAAGUUUUUCCCCCAUGUCCUGGAGAAGGAGAAGUCUCGAGCAGAAGGGGAGCCUUCCAUCCUGUCACCGGAGGAGUUUGCCUUUGCUAAAGAGUACAUGGCAAACACAGAAACUUACCUGAAAAACGCAGCCCUAAAACAUAUGCCGCCCAACCUGCAGAAAGUGUCUCUCCUAAAAUCAGUUCCAAAGCCCAACCUGGAUUCCUUUGUAUUCCUGAGGGUGUUGGAGAGACAGGAGAACAUCCUGGUGGAGCCAGAGACUGAUGAGCAGAGGGAGUACACGAUCGACCUGGAGGAGGGCUCGCAGCACCUGAUCCGCUACAAAACCAUCGCCCCGCUGGUGGCCUCGGGCGCCGUGCAGCUCAUCUGAGGGCCGUGCGUGGGGCUUUUCCAGGUGCUGAGCGCGCGG